GAAGAUUGACCUUUUAGGCGCGCCACGCUAUGUUGUGAUGUGGCAGUGAAGACACAAAUUUCUCCCGUUUUUUCCUCCAUUUUACCGCCGUUUCAGACAUGAGUGUGGGGUUUAUAGGAGCAGGCCGGCUGGCCAUGGCCAUGGCGAAGGGAUUUAUACGUGCAGGGGCUGUGCCUGCUGAGAACAUCUUUGCUUCUGCCCCAGACAACCUGGUCGGAAGGGCAGAGUUGAGAAACAUCAAGGAGCUUGGCAUCCAUGUCACCCAUAGCAACACAGCGCUAGUGUCGCAGUCCGACGUUGUAUUCCUGGCGAUAAAAGCGAACGUUGUGAAGAACGUGCUGGAGGAGAUCUCGCCCUUCGUCACCCAGCGACACCUUUUCGUCACCCCCAUGGCCGGAAUCACCAUCAAGUCCGUUGAAGAGGCCUUACCUGCUGAAACAAGGGUGAUCCGGAUGAUGCCUAACACCCCCCUGGUGGUCGGGGAGGGGGCGACGGUCUACGCUCGCGGCGAGCACGCCACCAAACACGACGGAGAGAUGGUGGAGGUCCUACUGUCCAACGUCGGCUGGUGUUUCGAGGGGAAAGAAGAGUACAUGGACGCCGUGACUGGUUUAAGUGGAAGUGGCCCUGCCUAUGUGUUCCUGUCCAUUGAUGCCCUGGCCACAGGUGGGGUGAAGAUGGGACUGUCUAGACAGGAGUCUCUCAGGGUCGCAGCAGAAACCAUUCAGGCUGCUGCCAAGCGAGUUCUGGAGACCGGUGCCCAUCCCAGCAUGCUGAAGGAUGAGGUCUGUUCCAACAACAUCCUCGGCCAAUCAGCACUCUCCGCCAUUCACAAGAUGGAGGCUGGAGGUUUCCGUGCCCUUCUCAUGGAUGCAGUAGAGGCCGGAGAGGACCGUACCAAGGAGCUGAGGAGAAUGGGGGAGGUCAAGAACCACGUGGAGGACUGAAAAACACAGGGCUAUACCAAAAAUAUUUUAUGGGGGUGGUCCAGCAGGAAUUGACAUCUUUUUCUCACAGAAUAUCCUUCAAAUGAGUCUUUUCCCCUAGCAAAAUACUGUAUUUGGUAUGACCCCAGUAUUGCAUAAUGGGAAGAUAUAAGAAACUAUCAGAGGAUGGUUUUUGAAGAUGGCAACAAAUUUCCAGCUUUUAUGCUUGGUAAACUACUGGUCUAACGAUCCAACUAUUGAACACCUUUAUCUAGUGCAUUUAUUGAAACACCUUUCCAAAGUUUGGGUAUUUUUAGUUUAUAAGACACCUUUAGAGGAGCUGGAUAUUUUACAAUAUUUCUAUAUUCUAUUGAAUUGAUUUGAUAUUUUAGAUUUAGUCCUGGUCAACAGAUUGUGGUAAAAAUGGAAAAAGAAUUGUACAGUUCAUAGUAGGAGAUGUGGCACAUUGGCAACAUCUGUCCACAUCAGUGUUUAGACACAGUAUCAACGAUUAGUCAAAAGGCCUUUACUCCACUAUACAGUGAGGAAAGUCAUGUAAUGUGCCUUUCACCAGGACACAACAUUGGGCAUGUCUGGGGAUCGAACCCGGGACUUCUUGGUUCCAACCCAAAUGUCUAGAUGAUUAUGCUACAUGAUUCGAAAUUAGAAAAAGGAUCAUCUUGUAUCUCAUUGGAAGGAAAAGUACUACUCCCUACCUUGAACUGUUACUAAUAAGUUUAUACAAAGUUUUAGUUUUAUUUAAGAAGUUUAUUAAAAGUUUUAGUUUUCUUUAGGAAAAGGUCUUCCAAUUAUUUAAGGGUCAAAAGAACUUUCAUUUUAUCUAAUUUUGCUGUCAUAUUUGAUGUCAUCUUGCUGCUGAUGUAGCCCUUUGGCAACAUAUGACAUUUGUUAAAGUGUUAGGCAGCAGGAAGAUAAGGAAUAGAAGGUUAAAAAGGUACAUGUAGUCAAUAGCAUUUCUGUUCAUUUGUGAUAGCAGCCUCAAACUCUAUCUGAAUUUUUGCUUGCUUGUGUUGUCAGUAACACGUCUACUUCUCCUAUAAUUUUAAGUUAACUGUCUU
Branchiostoma belcheri (Belcher's lancelet) is the source of this 2005-nucleotide messenger RNA. Its product is annotated as pyrroline-5-carboxylate reductase 1, mitochondrial-like. Gene Ontology annotation, molecular function: pyrroline-5-carboxylate reductase activity. Gene Ontology annotation, biological process: L-proline biosynthetic process. The record is from RefSeq and is a predicted model, not a curated record. The transcript has 7 exons. Lineage: Eukaryota; Metazoa; Chordata; Leptocardii; Amphioxiformes; Branchiostomatidae. Bases 99 to 947 code for a protein of 282 amino acids.